ACUAGAACUUCAAGCAGCAACUUAGUUUUUCUUUAGACUAAAAUAUAGAUAGAGAAAAUUCUACUUAAUAUUUUACUAUAUAUUCUAGUCCUAUAUAUAAAGCCUACUCGAAACUCUCACUGAAUGCUAAAAAGUAAUAAAGUCUUUGGCUUGCAGCCUUUUCAACUCAUAUAAUCUUCUUCUUUUAAAGCUGGCAGAUUUCCUCCACCCCCCACCCCCCUACUCCACCUUACCCCCUUUCCCACUUCAAGAAAUACCCCAAACCAUUCUUGAUUUUUAGACAUAGAUGGUGUAGUUUCAAAAGUCAUAGUUUACUGUGAAAAUCUUCGAUCAAAGCAGCAAAAAGAAUAUAUUAGCAAUGUUGGAGUACGACUGGGGAGAACAAUCAUCGGUUAUGCUUUCAGGGGAAGAAGCAAAUCAAGGAAAUGACCAAAAUCACCAUCACUUCUUUGACCCUUUUGCAAACACUAGUCAUCAAACUUUCACUGAAAACCCAUCUUUACUAAAUCCCCAACAACACCAUUUUCUUAACACAACUCACCACCAACAACAAAAUCACCAAUUUUUUCACCCCCAUUUGAACAACACUACCCUUUAUGACCCACGUGCUUAUGAAACCACUUAUAAUCCCACUCAAGGGACCAUGCCCUCACUGCACCAACAACCACAUACUGGGUUCAUAAUGGUCCCAAAAAGUGAACCACAAUUUAUGGGUGGGGUUCGUGAUUUUGCGAGCACGAGCCGGAUUGGGUUGAAUUUGGGCGGGCGGACUUAUUUUUCUUCGUCUGAAGAUGAUUUUGUGAACCGACUUUAUCGACGUACUAGAGCAGUGGUUGAAGGUGGUUCAGUAGUGAAUACUCCUAGAUGUCAAGCUGAAGGCUGUAAUGCUGAUCUAACACAUGCCAAACAUUACCAUAGGAGACACAAAGUUUGUGAAUUUCACUCCAAAGCUGCUACUGUUAUUGCCGCUGGCUUGACUCAACGAUUCUGCCAACAGUGUAGCAGGUUCCAUCUGCUGUCUGAAUUUGAUAACGGGAAGAGAAGUUGCAGGAAACGUUUGGCAGAUCAUAACAGAAGGAGGAGAAAAAAUCAACAAGCAAACAUAGAAAACAGCAACAAGUCUCAACUUGACAGUACCAGAAAUUCCUCAUCCGACAGUCUUGCAAGGUCUCCACCAGAUUCAGGAGCUCAUUCAUCAUCAGUGACAGUAGCAAUUUCACCACCAAGAAUCUCACUGGAUUGUUUUAGGCAAAGACCAUAGAAAAAAUGCUGCUGCUACAACAUUAUUUCAUCGUUGACAAGUUCAUGA
This is a messenger RNA of Nicotiana attenuata, 1309 nucleotides long. Its product is annotated as squamosa promoter-binding-like protein 8. Gene Ontology annotation, cellular component: nucleus. The record is from RefSeq and is a predicted model, not a curated record. The transcript has 4 exons. NCBI's taxonomy places the organism in Eukaryota, Viridiplantae, Streptophyta, Magnoliopsida, Solanales, Solanaceae. Bases 359 to 1261 code for a protein of 300 amino acids. Gene Ontology annotation, molecular function: DNA binding.